AUGAAAUUUCCUCAAAAUUUAGCAAGAAAAAAGCAAACAUUUCUCAACCGUUUUAAGAAAACUAUUUUCCAAUGGGAUGUUAACAACGCUGGUAAAAGUGAUCUUCACUUGUAUCUUAUCGAAGCGUUUUCAACUUUCACGAACCAAUCUUCACCACAGGAAAAACCAAACUUCAGUACAGCAUCUACACAUUUGCCAGCACAUUACAGCAUUCCUACUGAAAUGAUUGCGACGAAAGUAAUUUGUGAAUUGGCACUUGCCAAAUGCCAUUUGUGA
Molecule: messenger RNA, 276 nt
Organism: Clunio marinus
Lineage: Eukaryota; Metazoa; Arthropoda; Insecta; Diptera; Chironomidae
Source: the annotation of a GenBank genome assembly